Molecule: messenger RNA, 7221 nt
Organism: Marmota flaviventris (yellow-bellied marmot)
Lineage: Eukaryota; Metazoa; Chordata; Mammalia; Rodentia; Sciuridae
Source: RefSeq, a predicted model, not a curated record
AGGGCUUGAGAUAACUGGAAACAAAGAAACAAGAAGAAAAUUGUCUCCAAUCAGUAUAGACUGGGCGUAUCACCAAGAAAGACAAGGAAAGAGGAGGGGAAUUCUUUGGAUCAGUACAGGUCUACCACCAGUGGCAACCGUAGUAGCUGAAGACCAGCACCUUCACAGGCCUACAUCCAGACCUAUCACGUUCUUUCCCCAGCCCGAGUGAGCCCCCCUGUACCUUGUUCGUGCCUUCAGCAGGGGUUAUUACAUGGGCCGCAUUCAGGAAGUGGGCUGGGCAACUGCAGGACUGGUGAUCUGGGCUGGCACCUGCUACUACAUUUACAGAUUAACCAAGGGAAGAGCUCAGAAUGAGAGGAGACUUGCCAGAAAUGGGUCCAAAGUCAAGAUGGAGACUGUGGUUGGGGUACAGAACCAGACCUUGGCCACGAGUGAAGCCUUGGCUGGGGCAGAGACUGAGACUAGACCCAAGGCCAUGACUGGAGCAGAAACUGGAGCAGGAGGUGGGCUUGGGGCUGAAGCAGAGGCCCAGGUCACUGCUAUAUCCAGACCCAAAGCCAACUCUCAGUCCAAGGCAAUGGCUGAGGCAGAGACAGAGACUGAAUUUGAGGCCAAAUCAGUGGUUGGAACACUGAUCAUGACAGAGGUAGUGACUCUGACUGAGGCCAAUGCCAAAGCUAGGGAAGUGACCAUGAAAGAGGCAGUGACCCAAACAGAUGCUGAGGCUGGGGGACUAGUGAAGAAAGAGGCAGUGACCCAGACCAAGGCUAAAGCUUGGGCAGCGGUUGCCAGGUCAGAGGCCAAGAAAGAAACAAUGACCCAGACCAAAGCUGAAGCUCGUACAUUGGUUGAAAAAGAGACAGAGAUUAACAAAUUAAUGGUGACACAGAGUGAGGUCUUGGCAGUGACCAAGGAAGUGGUCAAGAUUGGGACCAUGAACAAGGCUGGAAUUGUGGCUGAAACCAAGACAAGAACCCUGGAAGAGACUGUGAGUGUGGUUAAAACUCAUUCUGAAGCUAGGUCUGAUCCCACAGUUGAUGCUAAGGAAAAUCUCAAUGGCACAUCCAGGGCAGAGGCUGGAGUGGACAUGAAGUUCUGUGCACAGUCUCAGGCUGUGGCCAAGGUCCAAGAUGAUGACAUGCCUGGUGUUGGGGAUAAGGACAAGGGUAAUCUUAAAAUCCUGUGUAAGGCAGGCUCUGGGGUAGACACAAAGGCUUCUUUCCAGCCCCAAAUUGCUCCCCAGACACAGGCUGAAGCCAUUCCUGGGGCAAAGGUUAUUGACAGGGGUGAUGACAAUGCCAUGUGUAAAACAGAGAUAGAGGCAGAUAUGAAAGCUUAUAUAAUACAGUCUCAGACUAUGGCCAAAAAACAGGCUGAAGCAACAUCUGGUGCCAGGGUUGAUGGCAGGGGAAAUUCCAAUGUCAUAUCUAAGGCAAUGACUGGAGCUGACAUGAGGGCUACUGCUCAGGUACAAGCUGUAUCCAGUGCUCAGGUUGAGGCCAUACCUGAUGCCAAGGUUAAAGGUAGAGCCAAUCCCAAUGCCAUGGCUAAAGCAGUGGCCAGAACAAACACGAGGACCUAUUCACAGGUUGAAGCCUUGACUGAUACCAGGGAUAAGACCAGAAGCAAUCCCAAUGUCAUGGCUAAGGCGGGGGCUGGGAUGGACAUGUUGUCCUGUACCCAGAUUCAGCCUGUGGCCAAUGUCCAGGGUGAUGUCUUGCCCGAUGGAAGAAUCAAGGCUAAGGGCAAUGCCAAUACCAUGUCUAAGGAAGGAGCUGAGGCUACGGCCCAGAGCCAGGGUGAAACCUUACCUAUUACUAGAGGUAAGACAAGGGGCAAAGCCAAAGCCAAAUGUAAAGCAGGGGUUGGGACAGACAUGAAAACCUGUGUACAGCCUCAGGCUGGGAUCAAGACCCAAGCUGAGGCCUUGCCUGAUUCCAGGGUUGAUGGUAGUAGUGAUUCUAAUGCCAUUUCCAGAGCAGGGUCUAAGGCAGACCAGAGGACCUGUGGUCAGCCCCAAGCUGUGGCAAAUUUCCAAGGUGAGACCCUACCUGGUGCCAAGAAUAGGGUCAAAGGCAACUCCAACACUGUGCCUAAGGCAGGGACUGUGGAAGGUACAAUGGGCUCUUCCCAGUCUCAGGCUGUGACCACUUCCGAGAAUGAGGCCUUGCCUGGUAUCAGGAAUAAGGUCAAGGGCAAUACCAAUGCUGUGCCUAAGGUAGAGGCUGGGGCAGGUGCAACAGGGUCUGCUCAGCCCCAGGUUGUGGCCAAUUCCCAGGGUGAGACCUUGCCUAGUACCAGGAAUAAGGUCAGGAGCAAUCGCAAUGCUGUGCCUAAGGUAGGGGUCAGGCAAGAUACAGUGUGCUCUGCCCAGCCCCAAAAUGUAGCCAGUUCCCAGAAUGAGGCCUUGCCUGGUGCCAAGAAUAAGGUUAAGGGUAAUUCCAAUGCUGUGCCUAAGGCAGAGGCUGGGGUGGGUUCUGUCUAUCCCCAGGCUGUGGCCAAUUCACAGGGUGAAUGCUUGACUGGUACCAGGACUAAGGUCAAGGGCAAUCCCACUGCUAUGUCUAAGCCAGAGGCUGGGGCAGGUACAGUGGGCUCUGCCCAUCCCAAGGCUGUGGCCAGUUCCCAGGGUGAGGCCUUAUCUGGUGCCAAGAAUAAGAUCAGGGGCAAUUCCAAUGUUGUGCCUAAGACAGAGGCUGGGGCAAAUUCAAGAGACUCUGCCCAGUCCCAGGCUGUGGCCAGUUCCCAGAGUGAGAACCUGCUUGGUGCCAGGAAUAAGGUCAGGGGCAAUCCCAAUGCUAUUCCUAAGGCAGAGACUGGGGCAGAUACAACAGGCUCUGCCCAGCCCCAGGCUGUGUCUAAUUCCCAGGGUGAGAAUUUGCUUGGUGCCAGGAAUAAGGUCAGGGGCCAUUCUAGUGCUGUGCCUAAGACAGCGACUGGGGCAGGUACAAUGGUGUCUUCCCAGCCCCAGGCUAUGGCCAGCUCCCAAAAUGAGUCCUUGCUUGGUGCCAGGAAUAAGGUCAGGGGCAAUUCCAAUACUGUGACUAAAGCAGGGGCCAGGACAAGUAUAAAGAGCUCUGCUCAGCCCCAAACUGUGGCCAGUUCCCAAGAUGAGGCCUUGCUUGGUGCAAGGGAAAAAGCUGUGUCCAAUUCUGAAGCAGAAACCAUAGCAAAAGAUGAAGUAUAUGCAAAGCCUGAGUCUGAGGCUGUGCCCACAUCUGAGAGUGAAGGUGGGAUAGACUCUCAGGCUUGCAGAAGGACUCAGCCUAAUAUUCAUGACUACUACUGGAAUGGAAUUGGUGUAGAGGAUUGGAUUGCUGCUGAGCGGUGGAUCAAAUUUAGGUUUCAGGCCAUGGAUGGAGACUGGGAAAAUAGUGUGUCCUGGGCUGAUGAUGAGAAUGAAGCCAGUAUUGGGUCCUGGAAUGGGGCUAGUGAUAAGGCUGGUGUUGUCAGUUCCUGGGCUGUGGCCUGUGAUGAGACCAGCAUUAAGUCCUGGGCUGGGGCUGGAGCUAGGGCUGAGAAUGAGGUUGCUGUUGCAUCUUGGGUAGGAGCUGGGGAUCAGGCCAGUGGAGGAGUCUGGGCUGGGGCUCAGGCUAGUGAGGGGUCCUGGGCUGUGGACAAGGCCAGUGGUGGGUCCUGGACUGGGGCUGAGAACCAGACUAGUGGGGGGUCUUGGGUUGUCUCUGGGAAUCAGGCCAUUGGAGGGCCCUGGGUUGUUGGUCAGGUCAGUGAGGGGUCUUGGCCUGCAGGCCAGGCCACUGGUGUUUCCUGGGUUGUGGACCAGGCUACUGGAGGGUCCUGGACUGUGGCUGAGAAUCAGGCUAGUGCGGUGUCUUGGGCUGGAGCUGGAAACAUAGUUAGUAUUGGUUACUGGACUGGGGCCAUGGACCAGGCCACUGGAGGGUCCUGGGCUGGGACUGGUGAUCAGUCCAGUGGUGAGUCCAAGCCUAGAUUUGAAGAUCAGGCCAGUGAAAAAGGGUCCUGGACUGGGGCUGUUGUCCAGGCCAGUGGAGAGUCCAGGUUGGGACCUGAGGACCAGUCCAGUGGAAGGUCUUGGGCUGAUACUGCAGAUCAAGCCAGUGGAGGGCCCAGGCUUGGGCCUGUAGACCCAAGUGGGUCCUGGACUGGAACUAGUGAUCAGUCUGGUGGUGGAUCUAAGCCUAGUUUUGAGAAUCAGGCCAGUGAUGAAGGUUCUUGGGCUGGGGCUAUUGCCCAGGCUGGUGGAGGGUCCAAGUCAGGGCCUGAGGAUCAGUCCAGUGGAAGAUCCUGGGCAGAUUCAGGGAAUCAAAUCAGUGGAGGGUUCUUGGUUGGGUCUGUGGACCAGACCAGUGGAGAGUCCCAGGUUGGGGUUAGGGACCUGGCUGCUGGUGGGGCAAAUGCUGUAUUUGAGGACCAGACCAAUGCAGCAAGAUGCUGGGCUAAUUCUGGGGACCAGCCUGGUGGAGGAUCUAGCCUGGGGUCUGGAGGUCAGUCCAGUGGAAAUUCCUGGGUUGGUACUGGGGACCAGACCAGUGGAUGGUUCUGUGCUUACACUGGGAGUCAGACCAAUGUAACAGGGUCUUGGGUUGUGGCUGGUGGUCAAGAUGUUGGAGUAUCCAGACCAGGGCCCAUGAACCAGUCUAGUGUUGUGUCCUGGGCUAGCACUGGGAGUCAGGUCAGUGGAAUGUCCUGGGCUAUGGCUGGGGAUCAGGCUGGUAGUUGUUCCAAACCUGGAUUUGAGAAUCAGGCCAUUGGAGGAGGAUUCUGGGCUGGUGCUGGAGAUCAGACUGGUGGAGGAUCCAGACCAGGGUCUCAGGAUCAGUCUAAUGGAGGAGGUUCCUGGGUUGGAGCUGGUGGCCAUGUAAUUGGAGGGUCUAUAUCAGGUACCACAGACCAGUCCAGUGGUGGAUCCUGGGCUGCCACCGUGAGUCAGGUCAGUGGAGGGUCCUGGAUUGGGCCUGGGGAUCAGACUGUUGUCUGCUCUAAAUCUGGAUUUGAGGAUCAGGCUAGUGGAGGAGCUUCUUGGGCUGGUGCUGGGGAUCAGACCAGUGGAGAAUCCUGGGCUGUGUCUAAGCCUGGGAAUGAGGCUAGUGGAGGCUCUAGGCUGGGCUCUGAGGACCAAGCCAGUGGAGGGUCUUGGGCUAAGUCUGAGGACCAGGCCAGUGGAAGAUUCUUGGUUAGUGCUGAGGUAGAGGCCAAUGAAGGAUUCUGGUUUGGGCCUGGGAGUGAGGCCUUUAUAGGUUCUUGGUGUUGGACAGGGGAAGAGGCUGUUAUUGUGGCCAGGUCUGAUUGUAAGCAUGAGUCAAGUAUUGAAUCCACAUCAAGAACUGGGGAAGAGAUUAUCAAUAAUUCUGAGUUGGUGGAUGAGAACAAGGCCAGUAUUGGGUCCUGGAUCAAAUCUGAGGAGGCAGCUUAUGUAGAUUCCUGUGUGGGGGCUGAGGCUGGUACUGGGGCUGAGGCUGGGGUUGGAGCCGAGGCCGGGGCAGUGGCUGGAGCUGAGGUUGGGGCAGUUGCUGGGGCUGAGGGUGGGGCAGUGGCUGGAGCUGAGGCUGGGGCUGAAGCCAGAUUGGGGUCUUGGCCCUGGGAUGAAGAUGCAACAACCAAAGGGUCUAGGUUUGGGGCUGAGGAAGAAGCUGGCAUACCAUCUUGGACUUGGUCUAGGGAUGUAGAUGAGGAUGAGCUAAGUAGAGCAUCCAGCCCUGAUAUUGAGGAGAUUAGUUUAAGGUCCCUGUUUUGGGCUGAGAGUGAGAACAGUAGUGAGUUCACAUCCAAGAGUGGACAAGAUGUUAAUUUUGAGUCUGGAGCUGGGGAUAAGGCCAGCAUUGACAAUAAAUUUGAGGCUGCUGAUGGAUUUGAUCUAAGGACUUGGUUCUGUACUGGUAAUGAAAACAGAAAUGAAGACAAAUCUGCACCUAAUGCUAAAGGCAAAAAGUCCGCUGAGUCAAGAGGUAUAUAUCCAUCCAUGGUCCCUGGGGCGGGAAUGGGGCCAUGGGAUGGAGCCAUGAUCUGGUCCGAAACUAAGUUUACUCAACAAAAUGAGGGCUUUCUAGGUGAAGAUGAGUAUAGAAAGAACGGCAAGUCUGGGGAGAAAAUGCGGCCCUGGUCCUGCCGCUGUAAACGUGAAGCUAAUAUGGAUCCACGAGAUCUUGAAAAACUCAUUUGCAUGAUUGAGAUGACUGAAGAUCCUUCUGUUCAUGAAAUAGCCACUAAUGCCUUAUAUAACAGUGCUGAUUAUCCUUAUUCCCAUGAAAUUGUUCGUAAUGUUGGGGGAAUCUCAGUUAUUGAAGGCUUGCUGAGUAAUCCCUACCCUAGUGUUAGGCAGAAGGCUUUAAAUGCACUGAAUAACAUCUCAGUGGCUGCUGAAAACCAUAGAAAGGUUAAAACAUACUUAAACCAAGUUUGUGAAGAUACUGUCACCUAUCCCUUGAACUCAAAUGUGCAGUUGGCUGGACUAAGAUUGAUAAGGCACCUGACUAUUACUAGUGAAUAUCAGCAUAUGGUUACAAAUUAUAUUUCAGAAUUUCUUCGUUUGUUAACUGUGGGAAGUGGAGAAACUAAAGAUCAUGUUUUGGGAAUGCUUGUGAAUUUCUCUAAAAAUCCAUCUAUGACAAAAGACUUGCUCAUUGCCAAUGCACCAACAACACUGAUUAAUAUUUUUAGCAAGAAAGAGACAAAAGAGAAUAUUCUUAAUGCUCUUUCACUAUUUGAGAAUAUAAAUUACCAUUUUAAAAGAAGAUCAAAAACAUUUACCCAGGACAAAUUCAGUAAAAAUUCUCUUUAUUUCCUAUUCCAACGACCUAAAGCCUGUGCCAAAAAACUUCGAGCCUUAGCAGCAGAAUGCAGUGACCCAGAGGUGAAGGAAAAAGUUGAGCUAUUAAUAAGCAAACUCUAAUUGGAUAUAUGUUCCUACACACAUUUGGGUAAUAUUUUGGUUUUGUAGCCUGGAAGUGAUGCACAUUGUAAAUUGUGUUAUAACUUCAAAACUGAUGUUACCUAUGAUGGUCUAUAGAUGGGCCAUUUUAUGAGCACCAAAUGAAUCCAAACUUGUACUGAAAAUACAUGUGUUGAUUUUUAUCUUGUCUGGAUUGAGAUAUUUUUAGUAUGCUUCAUGAGCAGAAACUGAGCUGAUUCUUCAUAAGUAAGGUAAUCUUUGGUCCUUUGUGUGGACUUAUGUUUAUACAUUUGAGACUUUAUUUUUAUGUCAUCAAUAAAGUUGUGUGUUUUAAGCAGCAGAAAAAA